Hyaena hyaena (striped hyena) is the source of this 826-nucleotide messenger RNA. RefSeq lists its product as uncharacterized. The transcript is spliced from 5 exons. Lineage: Eukaryota; Metazoa; Chordata; Mammalia; Carnivora; Hyaenidae. The record is from RefSeq and is a predicted model, not a curated record. Bases 1 to 807 code for a protein of 268 amino acids.
AUGGUACCAGUAGACUUUUUCGACGAAGGGCUGCUGCAAACCUUCGACACCCCCACCCCCCACCCCCCACCCCCCACCCCGGGCCCGCCAGCCGCUGCCCCCAGCCCAGCUCUCGGCCAGGGGAGCAGUGGUGCCAAGAAGACCGCGCGACCUGGCUUUACGCGCGGCCCGCCGCAGUCGCGGUCCCGGGCCUGGGUGGGACUCGAGAGCACUUCCCAGCGCCCAAGCCAUGGUGGCCAAACAGCGGAUCCGGAUGGCCAACGAGAAGCACAGCAAAAACAUCACCCAGAGGGGGAACGUAGCCAAAACCCUGAGGCCGCAAGAAGAGAAAUAUCCUGUGGGACCAUGGCUGUUGGCACUGUUUGUUUUUGUUGUCUGUGGCUCAGCUAUCUUUCAGAUCAUUCAGAGCAUAAGGAUGGGCAUGUGAGAAGGCCCGGGGAUUUGACACCACCUCCUCCCACUGGAGGGCGGAGGACCACUUCGGCUUUUAGCCAGGUGUCUGUGGGAAGCAAACAAGCCACACAGAAUAGAAACAAAUGCUCCCUCCAUUGUUCCCCGAUCCCUUCAUCGUGGAUGUCAGACCACAUUGCCUUCUCACAGGACAUCUUGGUACAUCCGUGUUCUCGAGCGGAAAGGACAUUUUGCUUUUCUGUUGGCGGGAUUGGUAGCUGCCGAGUGUCUGCAGCAGCGCCCUGUCUGGUUUUGCCCUUGGUCUCACUAAUGUCUGCAUGUGGCCCUCCGGAUGAUCACCAAGUUGCUUUCCAUGGAUACGGCCUCUCCUCCAUCGGGAGUUGGUUUUACAAAUAAAUGUCUUUGUUCAACCUUC